AUGGAGAUAAGGAGAGAGGAGAUAGUGAGGGCAGCCAGAAGGCGUUGGUUGGAUAGAGCUAGAAAACAUGGGCGUCAAUCGUUGGAGACGAGACUCCCUGAUACGCCAGGAGGGGUGACACCGGUCACAAGAGGCAUUGUUGGGCGAGAUGGGCGUUCAAGCGACGAUGCACCCAGACGGGCGAGAAGGUACGCUCCAAGGCAGGCAAGACAAGCGCCAAGAGGGUUUGUAGGAGAGGAACAUGAAGGCAAGUGGGCAGUCGACGAAAUUGAAGAUAGACAUCACAGGCCAGAGGGGGGUUUCGACGCCGGUGGGGUUGGGGAAGCUUGGGACACGCAGGGCGCUAAAAAGGCACUAGGUGAUAUAGGUCCAUGUGGCAAGUUGGACGGCACUAGCGGUGACGGCAACAUCAUUGAACUUCAUAAUAGGUUUGGCGCAAGAGGCAGUGACGCCCGUGUAGGUGUAGUGGAGGCAACUGUGCAGUGA
Ilex paraguariensis (yerba mate) is the source of this 486-nucleotide messenger RNA. The record is from the annotation of a GenBank genome assembly. NCBI's taxonomy places the organism in Eukaryota, Viridiplantae, Streptophyta, Magnoliopsida, Aquifoliales, Aquifoliaceae.